Solea senegalensis (Senegalese sole) is the source of this 4224-nucleotide messenger RNA. RefSeq names its product TBC1 domain family member 8B (gene tbc1d8b). The coding region runs from base 159 to 3551 and encodes 1130 amino acids. The record is from RefSeq and is a predicted model, not a curated record. NCBI's taxonomy places the organism in Eukaryota, Metazoa, Chordata, Actinopteri, Pleuronectiformes, Soleidae. The transcript is spliced from 20 exons. Gene Ontology annotation, molecular function: calcium ion binding.
CGCCUUUGGCAUCGUUUCUUGUCGACGUGGGAAGGAAGGGAGGGUGUAAGGAGGACUCGGACACAAACAAACGUCCACUGGUCUAAUGUGGGGGCUACGUUACCGUUGACCGUGACAUGUCAGGUGGAUUUGAUACAUAACUCCAUGACAUUAUAAACAUGUGGCUCAAACCUGAAGAGAUUCUACUGAAAAACGCCUUCAAAUUAUGGCUCACCGAGAAGGAUAAUGAGUAUUUCGUACUGCAAAGGAGACGAGGGUACGGGGAAGGUGGCGGCGGUUUGACAGGCCUACUGGUGGGAACACUAGAUACAGUCUUGGACUCCACAUCUAAAGUUGCUCCCUAUCGUAUUCUACAUCACACACCUGACUCCCAGGUGUACUGGUCGAUAGCAUGCGGUGUCACAAAAGAAGAGAUUGUUCAGCACUGGGAUUGGCUACAACAGAACAUCAUGAGGACACUCUCUGUUUUUGACUCCAGCGAAGACAUCACCAGCUUUGUACAGGGCAAGAUUAGAGGUCUGAUUGCUGAGGAAGGGAAGAUGUGUCUGGUGCUGGAGGACGAUCCUGAGAAGUUCCGAGAAGCACAUCUGAGGUUUGAGAAAUGGUUUGAGCUGCCACCGGAGGAAAAACUGGUCACAUAUUACUCCUGCAGCUAUUGGAGAGGCAAAGUGCCAUGCCAGGGCUGGCUCUACCUCAGCACUAAUUUCUUGUGCUUCUAUUCAUUCCUGCUGGGAUCUGAGGUGAGACUGGUCAUCUCUUGGGAUGAGAUCUGGAAGCUGGAGAAGACCUCUAACGUUAUUCUGACUGAGAGUAUCCACGUGUUGGCUCAUGGAGAGGAUCACUACUUCUCCAUGCUGCUGCAUCUCAAUGAAACCUUCCUUAUCAUGGAACAGCUGGCUGACUAUUCUAUCAAGCGCCUUUUUGAUAAAGAGGCAUACCAGAAAGAGCCAGCACUCUCUGACCCUCUGCAAAUCACCAAGAGAGGUCUGGAGGCUUAUGGAAAGAGUGCACAGUUCCGGACAUUUUUCAGGCUUCCAAAAGAGGAAAACCUGUUAGAGGUGCAUGAGAGCUUCUUGUGGGUGCCCUUCAGCCACUUUAACACACUUGGCAAGAUUUGUCUGUCUGAGAACUACCUGUGUUUUGCCAGUCAGGAUGGAAGCCAAUGCCAUAUCAUUAUCCCAAUGAGAGAGGUUGUUAGUGUUGAGAAGCCAGACUCCAGCAGCAGAUCCUUAACUGUGUGUGUGCGUGGCAAGAGGGCGCUGCGCUUCUCUGAGGUGCGGGACUACCAGAGGCUCGCCAACUCAAUUCGUAGCAGGUGUGGCAUCAGUGCCAGCCCUCAGCACUCUGUCUCCUCAGAGGUUAUACGAGGGGAAUGUCAGUCACUCAUCAACCAUUUUGAGGACAAUCCAGAAGAUGUAACUCUGAUGGUGGGACAGAAAGACAGCAGCAAGGCUGUGAGCACCGAGGCUCUGAUGACUGUUUUCCACCCUCAGGAUGUUGAAAACCUCGACCCCAAGAUGCUCAAAGAAAAGAUGAAGGAACAGUCGUGGAACAUCCACUUCUCUGAAUAUGGACGUGGCACAAGUAUGUUCUUCACCAGGAAGACGCGGGACUUGAUCGUUCGUGGCGUUCCUGAGGCCCUGAGAGGAGAGCUGUGGAUGCUGUUUUCAGGAGCUGUGAAUGACAUGGCCACUCACCCUGGCUAUUACACUGAGAUGGUUGAACAGUCUCUGGGCACAAGCACUCUGGCAACAGAUGAGAUCGAAAGAGACUUGCACCGCUCGCUGCCAGAGCACCCAGCCUUUCAGAGCGACACAGGAAUCUCUGCUCUACGCAGAGUCCUUACUGCUUACGCCUACAGGAACCCGAAAAUCGGUUAUUGCCAGGCCAUGAAUAUUCUCACCUCAGUUCUCCUGCUCUAUGCUAAAGAAGAGGAGGCUUUCUGGCUCCUGGUAGCUGUUUGUGAACGGAUGUUGCCAGAUUACUUUAACCGUAGAAUCAUUGGUGCUCUGGUUGACCAGGCUGUUUUUGAAGAUCUGAUUCGAGAAAACCUGCCCCAGCUGGUGGAGCACAUGACAGACCUGAGUUUCUUCUCCUCCGUGUCCCUGUCCUGGUUUCUCACUCUCUUCAUCAGUGUCCUGCCCAUAGAGAGUGCCGUGAACGUGGUUGACUGUUUCUUCUACGAUGGCAUAAAAGCCAUUCUGCAGCUUGGCCUGGCUGUGCUCGACUACAACAUGGAGGCCCUGAUCAGCUGCCAUGAUGACGCAGAGGCUGUCACUAUCCUUAACAAAUUCUUUGACAGUGUGACAAACAAAGACAGUCCACUGCCUCCAACAGUGCAGCAGGCAUCAGUGGGCAAUAAUGAUAAAGCAUCACGCAUGAAAGUAGAUAUCAGUGAACUGAUCCGAGAGGCCUAUGAGAAAUAUGGAAACAUCAGUGCAGAGGAAGUCGAGAGCUCACGCAAGAGGAACAAACUCUAUGUGAUCCAAACACUAGAAGAUACAACCAAACAAAAUGUUAUUCGAGUGGUGUCCCAAGAAGUCAGAUUCAGCGCUUCACACCUCGAUGAGCUCUAUAAUUUGUUCAAAAGGCAACAUUUCCUCUGCUGCUACUGGACCAUGCAGAGUCCAGCUCUUCUUCAUCAUGACCCCAGCCUGGCAUAUCUAGAGCAGUACCAGUUAGGUUUCCAGCAGUUCAGUGUGCUCUUCUCUCUCCUGGAGCCCUGGGGUUUCUGCACCACCAAGAGCACACUCUCCCUGUGGGUCUUCCGCCUGAUAGACGAAAACCAGGAUGGCCUCAUCAACUUUAAAGAGUUCUGCUUUGCCCUUGACACAUUGUACUGUGGAUCUUUCACAAAUAAACUGAAGUUUCUCUUCAAGCUGCACCUGCCUCCAGCUUUUACAGGCAGUCCUUUGCCUUUAAAGGAGCAAAGAAUCCAGAACUUUGUUCCAGCGACUGAAGAUUCUUCUCACUUGAGUAGACUCACCGCAUUCGAUCUUCCAGAAGAUGGGGUGAUACGUAAAAGCCCAGAAAGAGGUAGGGGAAAAGUUGACCUGCAGGCCUACCUAAAACAAUGGCAGCAUGAGAUCCUGAAAAAAGAGGAAACCAUCAAGGACCUACCCCGUAUCAAUCAGACUCAGUUCAUUCAGUUCUCUAAGACCCUCUACAACAUAUUUCAUGGCGAUCCAGAGGAGGAAUCUCUUUACCGAGCUGUGGCUCAUGUGACCAGCCUUCUCCUGAGGAUGGAGGAGGUGGGGCGGAGGCUGCAAGGGCCCAGCAGCCCACCAGAAUCUGCAAAACCUACUAGCGCCUCUGCCACGGAAGAAUCUUCAACCGAAGAAGCCUCUAGCACCCCAGAGAGCACCGACUCCCCCAGCUCCCACAACAGUCAGGAAGCGGUGGAGGUGGAGUGGUCGUUUUCGUUUGAGCAGGUCCUGGCUUCUCUGCUUAACGAGCCGGCCAUAGUCAGCUUUUUUGAAAGGCCUUUCGACUUUCAGACCAAAUUAGGACAAGUUAAGGUCGCCCAGCUGAAGCUCAAAGUCAAUAAGUGAACGGAUGCUAGGGAUACUUUGCUUCUGAUCCAAACCUAGUCAUUUAUUUCUCUUGGAUAUAGGGCAAAGGGUGUCAGCAAGGCGACUGGUGCAUACAUCACAAUUCCAGAUCGUGGGCGUGUGUGUGUGCACAGACACAUUUCAGGCUGCUGUUCCUCAGAUUUAAUUAUGCAUUUUCAGCCUCGCUGACGAUUUUCGUUCUCUUAUGUAGCCUCUGAUUAUUGAUAUGAUAUAAAUGUAGUCUAAUAUUUUGUCCCUUCAUGCAGCGAUGGACGAAUAUUAUCAUUUUGUAUUCUGAAAACAUGACAGACCAGUGUGUCAUCAUGCCCACUCAGCUGUCUGUGAUGUCACGCACCACAACUAUUGACUGGGACGCAGUGACACAGGAGCAUUUCCCCCUGGAUGUAUUGAUAUAUUUUAUCUUUAAGAUCAGUGUUCACUGCUGUCAAGUAAAACGUCCUGUAAAUGCUAAUGUGUCCUGUGACUGCAGUGUCUCCUGCUGAGUGUAGCCUGUAGAUCAGGGGUUCUCAAAUGUUUGGAGGCCGGGGGACUUCUUACUGGGGAGAUAAAAAAUGUUCCAUCCCUUUCAUAAUCCCAACACUGACUAAACAUAUGCUCACUGCCAUUUGUUGUAGACGCUGUAAAAAUGCUGCAGUGUUGGGUUUUUCUGCAG